AUGUGGAACUACUACAAUGACAAAACCAUCUUCAUCACGGGAGGAACUGGCUUCCUGGGCACUGCCAUUGUAUAUCGCUUGCUCACGCAAACUUCCGGGUGUCACAUAUAUAUGCUUUGCAGGGGAGGUAUAGGCAAACUCCGAUCAAAAUGGACAGAAUCUCUAUCAUCGGCAAUAGUCGAAAGACUCCUUAGCACCAAUCGCAUCACCGCCAUGAAUGGUGACAUUCUCUCACCCGACCUCGGGCUUUCCCAAAACGAGUUGAACACACUUCGCCAAGAGGUCAAUGUUGUCAUUCACUCGGCCUCCUCUAUAAACCUUGCGAAGCCCCUCAGUGGACUAUCAGAUGUGAUUAUCGGAGCCAGUGAAAGAAUAGCAGGCAUUGCUCUGACCUGUCCAAAUUUGGAUCGCUUUGUUUACCUCUCGACUGGAUAUUGCAAUUCCCACCUACCUCCCACCGGUGACGGCAUCAAAGUCGAGCUCAAAGAAGACAUAUAUGAUCCCAACCCUCAUCCAAACGCAAACGUCAUGAAAGAGUGGGCACAAGUGCAAGAGAGCGGUACCAGCGAUGCGUAUAAAGCCCACGACUUCCCAUGGUCCUACGCAUACGCAAAGAACCUGACAGAGCGACUUCUUCUCUAUCAGUUCGCUGAGAGCGGUGUCAAGGACAAGCUGCUUAUCGUGCGCCCUUCUACCAUCGGACCGGCCCAGAAUUUUCCAUAUCCUGGGUACAACGUGCCACUAUCAAGUCCACUGACAACGGUUGCUGCUAUAAUUGCACUGAGCCCUGCUGGCAUGGUUACUGUUGCAACGAAAGCAGUAGAAAAAGCUUCUCAGGCAUUUAUUGACGAGGUUCCAGUCGACGUAGUUGCUGAUCGUGUGCUCGUCCAUUUGGUUAUUGGAACCAAUGGUUGCGUUCAUGCAGUCGUUGGAAAGCGAGGACAGCAUCUAUUGGCAGAUUGGUGGAAGUCGGCACUUUCGCUACGUCGCUUGCCUGGAAAACUUGAAUUAAAUUGGAAAAAGCUGGACUGGAAGUCCAAUGAACAGCAUCCCCUGCCUCGGUUUUAUGUAGUCUUUGGCUUUCCUUUCGAGUUUCAUGACGAUAAAACUGUUGCUCUUAUCGGGCAUCCCUUAGUGGAAAGCUGUAAAGGACUGCAACUGUUCACGGAAAGCAAUUUUGGAAAGCGGUGGCAAAGUCGAGCGAAAGGCAUCUACUCUGUGAUGAACAUUAUUGCUAAGCGUGAUGAGAAGGCACGACAAAGCAUCAAACUCUACUAUCAAGAUUUUAUGAAGGCCAAACUCUAG
Penicillium vulpinum is the source of this 1305-nucleotide messenger RNA. RefSeq lists its product as uncharacterized. Bases 1 to 1305 code for a protein of 434 amino acids. The record is from RefSeq and is a predicted model, not a curated record. Gene Ontology annotation, biological process: long-chain fatty-acyl-CoA metabolic process. Gene Ontology annotation, cellular component: peroxisome. The transcript has 2 exons. Gene Ontology annotation, molecular function: alcohol-forming very long-chain fatty acyl-CoA reductase (NADP+) activity. NCBI's taxonomy places the organism in Eukaryota, Fungi, Ascomycota, Eurotiomycetes, Eurotiales, Aspergillaceae.